Cyphellophora attinorum is the source of this 795-nucleotide messenger RNA. Its product is annotated as Granaticin polyketide synthase putative ketoacyl 2. Lineage: Eukaryota; Fungi; Ascomycota; Eurotiomycetes; Chaetothyriales; Cyphellophoraceae. Bases 1 to 795 code for a protein of 264 amino acids. The record is from RefSeq and is a predicted model, not a curated record. The transcript has 5 exons. Gene Ontology annotation, molecular function: oxidoreductase activity.
AUGCCCUACUCACUCAAGAACCGCAAUGUCCUCGUCACCGGCGGCUCCCGCGGUCUCGGCGCCCUCAUUUGCGAGAAGUUCGCCGCCGAGGGCUGCAAUGUCAUCGUGAACUACGUCUCGGCGGAAGAUCGCGCCAAGGAGGUCGUUGCGAAAUGCGAGAAGGCAGGAGUGAAGGCUUUUGCUGUCAAAGGUGACGCCGGCAGUCCUGAGGACAAUGCCAGACUCGUGAAAGAAACAGUUGAGAAGCUGGGCGGCAUCGACAUCAUCAUCGCCAACGCGGGAUGGACGCGCUUCUCUGACUUCAAAGACCUCAACGCCCUCAGCACCGAGGAGUGGAAUAAGGCACGUCUCGCCGACCAACCUGAGCUCCUUAGGAUGGUCUCUUGCUGGGCUUGCAACGUCAUGUGCCACCUGCAACUCAUGCAAGCCGCUGGCCCGAUCUUCAACUCUAAUCCGGACGGUGGCGUGUACCUGAUUACAUCUUCCAUCGCCGGCCGGACCACAGCAGGCAGUAGCAUGGCCUACUCCGUGACCAAAGCCGCCGGAUUGCAGCUCAUGCGUUGCAUCGCCACCACGCAAGGGCCGAAGACGCGAAUCAACAGUAUCCUGCCCGGACUGCUGUUGACGGAAUGGGGUAUGCAGUACAGCAAGGAACGCCAGGAGGCUAUCAACAACAUGUCGGCGUUGAAGCAUGAGACGUAUCUGGACGACUGUGCCGACGCAUUCAUAUCUGCAGCCAAGAACAGCUCGAUGACCGGACAGCAGAUUACCGUUGAUGCUGGGAUCGCGAUCUGA